AUGGCAAAGAGCGAGGGUCCGGCGAUCGGGAUCGAUCUCGGCACCACCUACUCGUGCGUCGGCGUGUGGCAGCACGACCGGGUGGAGAUCAUCGCCAACGACCAGGGCAACCGCACCACGCCGUCCUAUGUCGCCUUCACCGACACCGAGCGGCUCAUCGGCGACGCCGCCAAGAACCAGGUCGCCAUGAACCCCACCAACACCGUCUUCGAUGCCAAGCGGUUGAUCGGCAGGAGGUUCUCUGACCCGUCAGUGCGGAGUGACAUGAAGCUAUGGCCGUUCAAGGUCAUCCCAGGCCCUGGUGACAAGCCCAUGAUUGUAGUCAACUACAAGGGUGAGGAGAAGCAGUUCGCUGCUGAAGAGAUCUCCUCCAUGGUGCUCAUCAAGAUGAGGGAGAUUGCUGAAGCCUACCUCGGCUCUACGAUCAAGAACGCAGUGGUUACAGUGCCAGCCUACUUCAACGACUCGCAGAGGCAGGCCACCAAGGACGCUGGUGUCAUUGCGGGCCUCAAUGUGAUGCGUAUCAUCAACGAGCCUACUGCUGCUGCUAUUGCCUACGGUCUUGACAAGAAGGCCACCAGCUCUGGCGAGAAGAACGUGCUCAUCUUCGACCUUGGUGGUGGCACGUUUGAUGUGUCGCUCCUCACCAUCGAGGAGGGCAUCUUCGAGGUGAAGGCCACUGCGGGUGACACUCACCUUGGAGGUGAGGACUUCGACAAUCGCAUGGUGAACCACUUCGUCCAAGAGUUCAAGCGCAAGCAUAAGAAAGACCUCAGCGGCAACCCCCGUGCACUGCGCCGGCUGCGCACGGCGUGCGAGCGCGCCAAGCGCACGCUGUCAUCGACGGCCCAGACGACUAUUGAGAUCGACUCCUUGUUCGAGGGCAUCGACUUCUACUCCACGAUCACCAGGGCUCGCUUCGAGGAGCUCAACAUGGACCUGUUCCGCAAGUGCAUGGAACCUGUGGAGAAGUGCCUGCGCGACGCCAAGAUGGACAAGAGCAGCGUGCACGACGUCGUGCUUGUCGGUGGCUCCACCCGCAUCCCCAAGGUGCAGCAGCUGCUGCAGGACUUCUUCAACGGCAAGGAGCUGUGCAAGAGCAUCAACCCCGACGAGGCUGUGGCGUACGGCGCGGCUGUCCAGGCCGCCAUCCUCAGCGGCGAGGGCAACGAGAAGGUGCAAGACCUGCUCCUGCUCGACGUCACGCCACUGUCACUCGGCCUGGAGACUGCAGGUGGCGUCAUGACGGUCCUCAUCCCGAGGAACACCACCAUCCCGACCAAGAAGGAGCAGGUGUACGAGGGUGAGCGCGCGAGGACCAAGGACAACAACCUCCUCGGCAAGUUCGAGCUCUCCGGCAUCCCUCCUGCUCCGCGCGGCGUGCCCCAGAUCACGGUCACCUUCGACAUUGACGCCAACGGCAUCCUCAACGUCUCUGCCGAGGACAAGACCACCGGCCAGAAGAACAAGAUCACGAUCACCAACGAUAAGGGCCGGCUGAGCAAGGAGGAGAUUGAGAAGAUGGUGCAGGAGGCUGAGAAGUACAAGGCCGAGGACGAGGAGGUCAAGAAGAAGGUGGACGCGAAGAACACGCUCGAGAACUACGCCUACAACAUGAGGAACACCAUCAAGGAUGACAAGAUCGCCUCCAAGCUCCCGGCAGAGGACAAGAGGAGGAUCGAGGACGCCGUCGAUAGUGCCAUCAGCUGGCUGGACAGCAACCAGCUGGCUGAGGUGGACGAGUUCGAAGACAAGAUGAAGGAGCUUGAGGGGGUCUGCAACCCCAUAAUCGCGAAGAUGUACCAGGGCGCUGGCGCGGGCAUGGGCGAUGCUGCUGGCAUGGAUGAGGAUGCCCCGUCUGGUGGGAGCGGUGCUGGUCCUAAGAUCGAGGAGGUCGAUUAA
This is a messenger RNA of Miscanthus lutarioriparius, 1902 nucleotides long. The record is from the annotation of a GenBank genome assembly. Lineage: Eukaryota; Viridiplantae; Streptophyta; Magnoliopsida; Poales; Poaceae.